UUGAAGCUCAUCAUUGAUUAAGAUUCAUUCCAGUUUUAUGUGUACAUGCAUGUUGUGUUUUGUCAGUUUGUUAAGGGUGUAAAAUAAUAUUACAGUGUUUAAGUGACUUAUUAGUGGCAAAAUAAUGUGUGCAGAAUUCAAACACUCCUUAAAUAUGGAUCUGUGCUGAAAGAUAAGUGUUUUAGGCCUUGCGCACACUGGAUGCGUAUUCGUACGAAAUUCAGCCGUCCGAAUACGCACGACUACGUACGAACGAUCUCAACUGUUGAAAGACAAUGAACGCUCUCACACUGCGUACAAGUUAGUCGUGCGUAUACGUACGUGUACAUCAGACGUCCGACACGAUCCCAUCUUGUUGGGAUUUGAACGUACGACUAGGAAACAUGGAUGUUGAAAUAUUUAUUAAUAUGAUACAUGAAAGAACUUGUUUAUGGGAUCAAAGCGAUUGUAAUUAUCAUUUACGUGAUUACCAACGCACUGCAUGGAAAGAAGUGGCAGAGCAACUGAAAAUACCAGGUAAGUUAACAUUACAACAUGUACACAUAGUUAAACAGUUUCAUAUGGUGAAUACAAUAUUAGUGAGUUCUGUCGCGAGAAAAAUAUGUUUUUAAAGUGUCUCUGAUUGCAUGAGCUCGUACUGCACUUCGGUUUUCACCUAAAGUAGCGAACCUUCUGUUUGCGCCAACAAUGUUCGUGGUUACUGCUUGUUGUGUCACCUCUGUAACACCUUCUUUAUCAAUUAUAAUAUUAUGAAGCAAACACGCACACUUCACUAUAUCAUCUGCUUGGUCAGGUUUGACCUCAAUCGUUUUCAACAAUAACCGCCACUUCCCGCAUAGUAUACCAAAAGCACAUUCCACGACUUGUCUUGCUCGAGUGAGGCGUUGAUUGAAAAUCUCUUCUUCAGGGCCCAAGUUCCAUUGUGGAUAAGGACGCAUGAGGUAUGUCUUCAAAGGGUAUGCCUCAUCACCUACUAAGAAGUGAGGCAAGACUAUAUCACUAUCUGGUAACUGUUUCUCAACUGUGACAUUAAGCGCUCCGUUAUCCAAUUGCCUUGAGAGAUUGGAAUUUGAAAAAAUACCCCCAUCACUCUCCUUGCCGUAAGCCCCAACAUCUAUAGCAAUAAACUUGUAGUUCGCAUCGACAACAGCUUGCAGUACAAUGGAAAAGUACUGCUUGUAGUUACGGUACAUACUACCUGAACAUGCGGGUGCUUUAAUUCGAAUGUGUUUUCCGUCGAGACUCCCGCAACAAUUAGGAAACCGCCAUUUUGUCCAAAAAUCAUUAAUGAUAGAUGUUACAUCUCUUCCCGAUGGAAACUGCAUAUGCAUGUCGUGAAGACUGUCCCAAAGCACUUUGCAUGUCUCAUGUACAAUGUUACCAACAGUGUUGUUGGAAAUUCGGAAUGAAUAUCCAAGUGUCUUGAAUGAUGAGCCAGUUGCUAGGUACCUGAAACAAAAUUCCUCAUUUGUUUCAGUUGAAGAGCUCAAAAAGAAGUGGAGAGGAAUGAGGGAUACAUUUGGGCGAGAGCUGAAGAAAGUGACAACGACAAAGUCCGGUCAAGAAGCCAACUCAGACCAUUUAAGUAAGUGGCCAUAUUUUAAGAUGCUACUGUUCCUGAAACCCACAAUGUCUCGAAGAGAUUUAAAAGGUAACAUUCCACCAACUCUUGACGACGCAGAUAGCGAGGGCAACAGUGCAAAUACAGGUACGUUGGCAAAAUCUCCAGAUUCACCUGUGGCAAGCAAUAGCAAUAUGUCACCUUCAUCACUGACUACAGUCAAAACCCCUAACAAAUCAUUUAAACUACCAUUGAAAAAACAUAAAAAAAGGAACAGGGCAGAUGAAAUCGACGAAAAACUUUUGCAGAUUGAAGAAAAGAAACUUCAUUGUUUUCAAGAAACCUUAAACGAUUCCGAUUCACAAUUUCUAAUGAGUCUUGCACCUUAUCUAAAAGAAUUACCAAAACAUCGUAAAUUAGUUGCGCGAGCAAAGUUACAACAGGUUUUAAUUGACGAACAAAACUUGCUUUUAUCCAAAGCCAAGCCAUCUGAUUAUUCGUCCGAUUGUAGUGUGCAUGUAUCAACAGUUUCAAGUGAUCAAUCUAGUGAUUCGUUGCAGUGCAGCGUACAACAGUUUUCGCCUGCAAUGCGUAUUGACAAUCGUAGCGACGUGUCUACAUUAAUAAGUGUGGAACAAUCAAGCAUUUUGCAACAGGACGUACAAGAAGAAUAUGUGCAACAAACCGCUACACCGCAAGAGCAGUUGUCAUCAGGCGGAGUUAUGUCACUCACGGAUUUUAUUCUUCAUUAUAACCCGCAGAAAUGAAUGUUUCUUGUAUGUGCUCACAGUUGGAAAGUUACGUUUUCACGUACACAAAUAGCCAGCCGACAAAAGCCCACUCAAUUGUUGUAGUGUAUUAUUAUUAUGUAAAAUGUUGAUUAAAAUAUGUAUAAUAUAAUUAAUUAUAUAUAUACUCUUAUUCAAUCACCUCAGUGUUACCACUAAUCGUUCUUCAGGUGUUAUGGUCUUGCGAAAGUUGUUGUAUUUUGUCAAUGCAGGUCUCACUUUACUUAACAUAUAUUCAAAUGUCUCUUGUGUCAUACGUAAAUAUCCAUAGAACCGAUUAGGAUCACUUUUUAAAUCGUCCCAGAUGUGAUGAAAUUCACCUAAUUCUUCUCUUCUCAUGUGUAUUACAUAGAGCUGUAGCAAACCGUAUGUAUUUGUUACUGAGUAACGGGUGCGCCGUCUAUAUACGAGUAACGAAACGUUACACACGGCUGCAUUUCGUUACUCGCAUUCUUCGUAUGUUUCACGCAUGCGCGCGCAUAUUCGAUAAAUUUACGUUACAAAGAACGAUGUGUCUUUAUUAAGUAAAGUAUAAUAAUUUGGAAAUUCGUCGUCCAAGAUUUUUACUCUUUAUUAAAGGUAUUGUGUGUGUAGACAAAGUUUGAGAUUGGAACAGAAACAACG
Molecule: messenger RNA, 2973 nt
Organism: Bacillus rossius redtenbacheri
Lineage: Eukaryota; Metazoa; Arthropoda; Insecta; Phasmatodea; Bacillidae
Exons: 1
Coding region: 1375-2328 (317 amino acids)
Molecular function (GO): DNA binding
Source: RefSeq, a predicted model, not a curated record